UUUAUAAUCCGGACUCGAUUUUUGAAAAUCCCUAAAAAUUCUCUCAUUCACCCUGUCCGGACCGAAAAGUAGGCUAGGAUAGCAUUUCUCGCAUACACAGUGAGAAAGGGGAGCUGCGUAUGACAAUGGCGAGCACUUCCACUUGGUUUAGUUUAACGCCUUUGUCUACGUGUUUAGUUCAGAACAACAGAGCUGGAGCUACAGCAAAACGGUUCGUUUCGUGGUCGAACGAGUUUUGCCACCCAAGGCUGUCUUGGUCUUACUCAGUCUCGUUGAGGCCUGCGAGCAAAGCUAGGGCUUCAACGGUCUUGUCAGUUGUGGGUGAAGAGAAAGCAGGAAGCGAGGAAAAUAUCGUGAACUCCCUACACGACGGCGUAUUGGUUCCGGGAUGGAAGCAGUCGCAGUCAAGCUCAAGACCUUGUGAGCUUUACGUGUGUAAUCUCCCGAGGAGUUGUGACAUUGCCGAGUUGCUUGACAUUUUCAACCCUUUCGGAACAGUACUAGCUGUUGAGAUUUCACGGAAUGCUGUGACCGGUGAAAGUCGGGGAUGUGGUUAUGUUACAAUGAGUUCAAUAAACGCUGCAAAAGUUGCAAUUGCCGGAUUAGAUGCAUCUGAUGUUGGUGGCAGAGAAAUGCGGGUUAAAUUUUCUGUUGAUAUGAGUCCUAGGAUGAGGAAUCCUGAGGUAUUGAAUUCCAUACCCAAGAAACAGAUAGUAUAUGAAAGUCCUUACAAGAUAUAUGUGGGAAAUCUUCCUCGGGCUGUUAAACCUGAAGAUUUGAGGAAUCAUUUUAGCCAGUUUGGAACUUUGGUUAGUGCAAAAUUGUUGCAUGAUCAAAAAGCACGAACAACCCGUUGUUAUGGGUUUCUCUCCUUUUCUUCAGCUGCAGAACGUGAUGCAGCAUUAUCUUUAAAUGGAACAGAGUUCUUUGGUAGAGCACUAGUAGUUAGAGCAAGUGUGGAAAGGACCAAGCCCUGACUGGAGUUUUGCCCUGCUGCAUACACGCUUGAUUGAAGUUUCUUCUGUUAAAGAAAUCGGAUGAUUUGGAGCACCUGUUUCAGUUGAGACAUAUAGGCAGAAUAGGUAAGUUUCCAUAUGUGUACCAAAUGACAAAGUUUGUAUACGAUUAAAGUUCUGUUGUUUAAUGUUAUUUCCUUUUCACCAAAAAGAAAAAGGUUUUGUUGUAUUUCAACUAUGCAUUAGUAAUGCCAAUGCGUAGUGUUCUUUUGGAGGUAAUGGUUGGUUUAUUUGAGUGAAUUUCAGCCAACAAUCGUAGGUUGAUCAAUCUUUGUGGACUAUCAUGUCUUAGAAUGAUCUCUUAAUUACUGGACUAGUAAUGAUUAUGAAAAUAUAUCUUUUGUGUGUUUGAUUA
Molecule: messenger RNA, 1371 nt
Organism: Quercus robur (English oak)
Lineage: Eukaryota; Viridiplantae; Streptophyta; Magnoliopsida; Fagales; Fagaceae
Product: RNA-binding protein CP31B, chloroplastic
Exons: 4
Coding region: 120-977 (285 amino acids)
Cellular component (GO): cytosol
Molecular function (GO): mRNA binding
Source: RefSeq, a predicted model, not a curated record